AUGGAGCCUCUGGAUCCUCCCAAGAAUGAGUAAGUCAGAACUGAGUUGUACUUUGACCACACACAGACUUCAGGGCAAUCCAGUGAGAUCCAACACAAUAGCUGGACCAUUAAUUCCUCUUUCAAGAAGCCUCAGUUUUAUUGAAAUGAUAAGCAUAAUAUAGGGAACAGCAGUCAGUGUAACACACCGUUGCACAAUGGCAACACUCAUUACAACUUUAAUAAUUAACUCAAGGAACCUAUAACAUCUUGUUUGAUCAUGUCAGCUACAAUUUACGGCAGAGUUGUGGUAUUAGUUUGCGUUUUAUUACCCCAGUGUUCAUAAUUUUAUGGCUUGUUGGUGUAUGGAAGAAAUUACUUAAGUAUGGUUUUAACAUAAAGCUUUGGUCUACAUGUCUUCUGGCAUUCACAUGAAGGUAGUAAAUCUGCAUUUUAAUAAAUGAUCAUUACCUUGUUACAUUAAUUCUCUUGUAGGGGAGGCAGUGGACACUCCAAACGGCGGCUUUCUUCUGUUAGUACUACAGUUGGUUUAUGGGCUAAGUUUAUAUUAUAGUUUCUCACCUUUUGGACCAACAAUAGUCUGAACUGUCUUAUCUGCUUUUUUUUUUUUUUCAGAUUUUGAAAGCACCGCGGAAAUCAGUGAGGUUACCUGACCCAGAGCAGCAGGAAAAUGUGGUGAAAAAAAUUGCCUGAUUUUAUAUUUUAGACCCAUGUUAGUAACUUUAGGAAUUGGUCAUGCUCAGUAAUAUAAGCCAUUACUUAUUUCGGAGUUUUGAGUUUGACAUUAACAGAAGUAUGUUUUAAUUAAUUAAUUAAAGUAUUGAUUUUAAUUGACUGAAGCAUUACAUUUGACAUUUUUAUAUCAUUUUACCAUUUUAUCUAACAAAGGUCGACGUGUGUGCCAAACCGGCAGAGAAGAGGAAUUCCAGAAGAGUCAGUUUUGCCCCUGCCAACGAUGUUCUGCUGUUUUCAAAGUGAGAAAGUGUAAGAAAAGAUGGCGCUUAUUUCCCCACAAGGAGGCUGUUAUUUCACCCAAACCCAUACUUUAUGUUUACAGGGAUGUGAAAAAUGUCUCUCCGGCUCGAAGUCCUUUACAAGAGUUAAUGACACCAAGUAAGUAUUCAUAAUGUGUCAUUUGCUGGUAUAUAUUUGUAUUUGCUUUGUAUCUUUGUAUUUUACCUAGCAUUGUUAAAAUAUCCCAUGUGUUGAUUAUCAGCAGGACUGGCAGACACACAAAACAAGUAAGAUGACUCUUAGACUCUUCCUUUUCAGCUGUAGAUAUGAUAAUAUUUUUAAAUUUUUAGUUUCACCAAACCAGUACAUUUGUUUUUGUCUUAAUGCAAGUGUUGUUCUUCUCUAAAAGGGUUCAGUUAGCAGUGACAGAAAAUGGAAUUCAACAAAUCACAGGUAGGAGCAGAAGCCUUUUUGACUUGAGACUGGCACAGAAACUGCUCGCAUUUUUAUUUAUCUAUUAAAAAAAAAAUUUGUAAACAUUUUUUUUUCUUUAAAAUUUAGGAAUGGAAACCUUGUUGAAUGCUCCUAUACAUGCUUCUCAGCAAAGAGAUAUGGUAACUCUGCUGUUUUGUUCUGUUUUGCUUAUAUAUAUUUAUAAACCUCUAGUUUUAAAAAAAAUGCCAGAAUUUUAUUAAUCAAAAUAUUAAAGCUCCUGUAAGGAACUUUCACUUUGUCGAAGUCGGCGCCCCCUGUAAACAGAGCAGUCUUUGCUUAUCUUAUCUCCGUAUCCACAUAAAUAUUGUCCUUCUGACUUAUGACAGUCAGAUGUGUCAUAGUUAUGUAUAUUUAAAAACAUAAAAACUGCUUAGUGGACAUCUGCCCCCUCAUGCUGUUUUUCAGCAAUCAAAAACUAUGAUAUCACAAUCAUCAGUCUUGUUGAUGAUGGUCUCAUUUGCUUUUGGAUAUUAUAAAAAAGCAACCAUAUAAAUUUUUGUCAGUUUUAUAAUCUUAAAAAAAACUCCUCACAGGAGCUUUAAAAAGCUGUUUUAUAAUAAAGUUUUCAUUGAAACACAUGAAGCGACUGGUCAUUAACGUAAAGCUGUUUGUCUUUACUAGGUCAGCUUUAAUGCUGGAAGUGAUCUUGGGGAGAAAACGGUGAUGUUCUCUACAGAUGAUGCAUUCAUGGACAUGACCCACUGUCACACCAUAAAUAUUGCCAGUGAUGCAGAUUUAGUUGCAGAUAUUUCCUUGCAAAACUCCCAAAUAUUACCCACUAGAGGAGAGAAAACAGUGAUGGCCACUGGGGAUGAUGGAUCCAUGGAUAAGGCUGUAAACACACAAAGUUGGUCAGCAUCUUUACCCACCAGCAGGGGACAGCAUGUAAGAGAAGAGAAGAAAAUCAUAGCCUCAGUGCCUUCUUUGGAUCCUGGAUUUGAAAGUUUCCUCGCAAGUCUCUCCAAACCAAGCCGCCCCAGUGCAAAUGCUGUUAUCACAAGAAUGACACCUCCUGAUGGAGCAACUUCUGGAGAAGCAAACAACUUCAAGAUGAAACCACAACAAGCUGAUACAGAUAAAGAAAAUCAGCCUCUUUCUUCUAUUCCAGCUGUGUUAGAGAAGACAAGAAAUGCAUCGAUUGCACUCUUUCCAGAUGAUGAUGUCAGUAUGGAUAUGACAAAAGCACUGACAGGACGCAUUCAGGCUUUUGCUGAGGAUGAUCCUUUUCAGUGUCUUUUUCCUUCACAAGAAAUGUACUCUCAACAUGACAGCAGAGUGUCACAAGCAGCAGAGAGAAACAAGCAGCAGCAGAGCAGGAAGACACUGCCGUCAUCAAUCUCGAAAGGUAUUUAAAAUUCAAAUACAAAGCUGAUUAGUUUGUGGGCUUAAUACCUGACAAAAUGGCUUUAUUUCAUAAUUUGUGGUUGUACAAAGUUAAGAAUUCAUAUUCUGACAAUUCAAUUUCAGAUACGUCAUCCUUGCGAAAUCUUUCUUUACGUGCUUCUUUACCAGGACACCAGGUGAGUCUUAAAAUAGGUUUACUUUGCUAGUACAUUUCUUAUCUCUGACAGUCCUUUAUACAGACAUUAAACAAAACCAAUCAAUUCGGAUGCUUUGAAAGUUUGAGAUGUAUCACAAAUAAAGUCUCCAGACUAAACUCAGCACAAAAAAGUACAUUUUUAUUGAUUUUGUUAAAGUUUGGGUUUGAUUUUCUUCCUCAGGUCAAACUUGGCGUGACUGACGAAUACAGAGAGAGAACAAUAAUGUUCACUGCAGGCGAUGACGUCAUGGACAUGACUCAGAGUCACACUGUACACAUUGCCAGAGGUUCAAAAAUAGACAGUGCUUCAUCUCUGACAGAGAGAAAAACCAAGGGCUCGUCAACAAAUGGUUUGGAUUUGGGAUUUAAGAACUUACUCGCCAGUCCCUCCAAAUCAAAUGCCCAAACAAUCCCCCCUUCUGCUAAAACCUCCAGGGGCCUGGGAGAGACAUUUAAGGGAUAUGCAGCAUGUCCUAAAAAUGAAGUUAGCAAGGGUGUAACAGAAGCUCGGAGUGGUCCAUCUGGCUCAGAUGAUCCUUUUCAGUUUUUAUUCCCAACUAAGGAUGUGAACCCAAGUAGUGUCACUGUGAAGACUGAAAAGAUCACCUCAGGACAGAAGAAGACAAAAGGAUUAUAUGAAGGUGCAGGUAUGAAAAAACCCAAACCACCAAAAUCUUUAUCAAAUUUGACUCAAAUACAGAAAUGAUAACAACCAGAAGUUGAAGAGACUUAGAGACUGUCAAUUACAAAAAAAAAAAACAAUAAUAAUAAUAAAAAAAAUAUGAAUAAUGGUGCAUGGCUUUAAAGACAUGAUUAAAGUAAAGAUGAAUUUCAUGUAUUAACACUGGAGAUGUUUUUCAGUUUCUUUCAUUAAUAAGCUUCUCAUUAGAUUUUAUUCCUUUGUAUUAGGUUUGGGAACUUCAUUAAAGCCAACAAAGACCAAGAUUCAACAAAAUCAGGUAAGCUUAAAAAUUAGAGCCAUUUUUAUUUAAAGGAUUAAAUUUUUGCAAAAUGAGUGAGAGAUACACAUACGAAUCUUUAUUUGAGCUAAUAUGCAUAAGUGAUAAAAACCUGCCCUGAUAGUAAUAUGUCCACCACAGCAUAUACCGAUUACACUCUUGAGCAAAGAUUUAGGCAGUUUUUAACACAAAAACCAAGAACUGUUCACACUUUUCGGUUGUCUUACCUUUGUACUGUGAACUAAAGCACUCCUGUGUGUGUCACAAUGUCCUCUUCAUGCUUAAAUCUUUAUCCAGCUAUUGGGCUUGCAGACUGAGUAUACUCACAGUGCUAAUACAAGUAGUAGUAGUAGUAGUAGUAGUAGUGUAUGUAGUAAACUUAAGUUGCAGAUUACACCGAAUGUAUGCAGAGGUAGGGGUAAAUCUGCAGAAUUGCUGUGCCUCGAGGUUGUAAAAGGGUAUUGCUAUUCAGUGAUUUCAGUUUUGUCAUCAAUAACUUGGAGCUUGAAGUAAUUUUCUGUGUCUCAAUGUCAUGUAUUGAUUCAGUUGAUGUAGACCACUGUAAAUUCAUGCAGAUACAUUGCAACUUAAUAUAUUUCCUGCAGCUUUCAAGGGUGGUGCCCCUGAUAUUGUGUUUUGAAUAUCAACUAUUAAGUGAACUUCACUUUUGAACUUUUUCCACCCACAGGUCAAAUUUGACUCUGAGGAUAACCAGAGAGAAAGAACAGUCAGGUUUUCUGCAGACGAUGGGUGUAUGGAUGAAACGAGAAGCCUCACAGUAAACAUUGUCAGUGACUUAGAGCUGCAGUCGACCCAAAGCUUUCCUACCUUUGGAGAGAAAACCGUGAGGUUCACCGCAUGUGAUGCAGCAAUGGAUAUGACACAGAGUCACACUGUAAACAUUGCCGCUGAAUUGAGUUUGCAGUCGCUUCAGAGUUCAGACUUUUUACCCCAAUAUGGAGAGAAAACAGUGAGGUUCAAUGCAAAUGAUGCAACCAUGGAUAUGACCAAUUGCCUGACAGUAAAUAUUGCAAGCAAUGAAAUUUCAGAGUCAGCUCUAUCUGCAGUAUGUGGCCCAUCUCAAGGACAAGUCUACCCAGAAAAUGAAAUAAGGAGAAAACUGAAUGAAGGAGGAGAAGCUGAUGUUAGCAUGGACAUGACUGAAGCUCAUACAGGACGCAUUUUACAAAUACCAGCUACAGAUGCUCCUCCUCAGUGUAUUCCUGGCUCACAGCUGCAGCACAGAGGAUCAGCUAACUUAAAAGGUAAGAGAAUUCCACAUUUUUCAGUUUUUGAUCAUUUUAAGACUUGUGAACAGCCCAUGAUUGUGGAAAUGUUUCUUUGUUUUUGAAAGUUUUACUACCAGUAUGCUUCACUUUCUGUAUCUUUAUCUAGGUUUGGACACCUUAUUGGCUGCCUCUGUUAGGACAAAGCGGCAAAGGCACCAGGUGAGUUUUUUGGAUAGACAAAAAUCUAUGUGUAAUUGCAGUUUUGUCACAUUUGUCUAAAGUUUAUAGAGCUGUUCUGAAUUAACUAUUCUUUAAAAAGCAAAUUUUAAUUCAAACUUACUAACCAAACUUUUAAGCUUAGAAAGAAACCCUAAAAACAGUCAAAAAAUGAGGCUAAACCCAACAUCACAGGGUCUGGAAAGAAUGUCAAAUUAGUUUGCAGUGUUUGGCUACUGUUUGCAAAGCUAGCACCACAGCCUUCAGCCUCCUUGCAAGUUACCAUCCACAUAAUUAUACUGGUUAUGCAGAGCUAAGCUUUGGCCAGUUUAAUUUGUCACACCCUACAUACAACUUUGCCUCCAUUGUGUAGUUAAACAUACUGAUGAACCACACCGUAUUAUGUGGUGCCAUCUGACAUCUAGUGCUGCAACGAUUAAUCGACGUAAUCGAUUACGUCGACACGACAAAUUCAUUAACACGACAAAUUCAUUGACACGAAAACGAAGCGUCGUGUUAUUGUUGUUAAGAAUCACAUGCCGGCGCCUCAUGCUCAUCUAUAACUGCAGUGCACUACAGGAUGUGCUGGAGGCAGUAGCGCUCGCCGUUUACAUCCCGCGAGCAAACACAGAAGAAGAGUGCACACAUGGCAGAACAAACUGAUAAAGAUGCUCCAAAACUCAGACCCAAAACUUCAAAAGUUUGGGAACAUUUUACGAAGAACAAACCAAAAAAACACGUUGAUCAAAGCUCAGCUUUCCUACCAUGGCAGCACCACAGCGAUGCAUGAGCACCUGAAACGCCGACACCCCGGAAAUAGGUGUUUAUAAAUAAAGAAGAUAGUGAUUAAUCGGACGAGUAGUCGAUAGAUUAGUCGACCAAAAAAUAAUCAUUAGUUGCAGCACUACUGACAUCUGUGCCUGCUUACAUACAGGCAGUAGAGCGUUGUAGUAUCAUGGCAGCAACAGAGCUACAGCCUCAGUGGUGGGUGGCUGCUGAGACUCAGUAUAGAAGCAAUACAGGACUGACACUUCAGGCCUGCAGUAAUAGAAUUUGAAUACCUCCUAAAGGUGGGGUAGGUAGGAUCUGGGGAAGUGCCAGUUUUUGGGUGAAAUCUUAAAUGUAAACCCUACCCCUCCCAACCAGUUUUCCCCACAGCUCCUCCUCCUCCCUCCCUCUCUGCUCCAGCAAGCCCUGCCCACAAACAGACGCUCCUGUUCGCUCAUGUUGUUUCAAUUAAAUUCAGAUAUAAUGCAGAUAAAUACUUAAGAUCACAAAUGGGGCCCAGUCAACGUGAAAGUAAAAAGCACUGGUGCUACUGUAGAUGCCAACAGACUACCAGCAAACACAAUGUUUGCAGGAGUUCUACAACUAGCAUAAAGUGACAUACUCCAGGACCUGAGGUAAACAGUUUAGCAGUGCUACAACACGCAGUAGGUCCUGUUUGACAAGAGACACUUCUGUUACAGACACUUUGCUUACUUUGUUAAAGUGGUUUACCUGUCCAGCAGAAAGGUUACAGGGUCUGUAAGAUCCCGAAGCGUCCCCCAUCGUUUAUGCUGAUGUUGACAUGCCUUUUAGCUCUUGUUCAGUCUACCUCCAUUUUAAGCGCCCUUUUUUCCGCCAGAGUCUCCGGUAUUUACUUUGUUUUCUUGCUUGUGGUGGCAGUCAUGGCCAAAGGAGGAUUCAGACAAUUUCCAUACUUUCUGGUUGGUUUCUACUGUCCGAUAUUGUAGCACGCUGACUUUGUUUGGGCUUGUGCACGUUAUUCGAGGACGUGGAGCUUGCCUCACAACACGGGAGAGCAGCGUCCACCACACAACCAAUCAGGUUGGGGAGGUGGAGAAUGGCUUUGUUUACAGUCAGAAAGAGCGGGCCGCUCAAAAAAUUUAAAAUGUUGACUACACAGACAUAACAGAACACAGCGAUAUCGUUAUAUUACCAAGUGUCAUCAAUAACUUAUAGCUAUUGACUGAUAUUAAAAACUUUUUUGAAUAUACACCACAAAAAAAGAUGCUUCUUUAACGGAAUCCUGCCUACCCCACCUAUGAGUGACUAGUAGUUUUGGUUGUUUGGUUAAUUAAAUUUGCACAUUUCUAGUAGAAGCCAAACCUGUAAUUUCUGUCUCUGUCAUGUAAUUGCAACAUUUAAUGUUACCCAGCAAUUACUGACCAAAACAACUCAGUUAUCCCCAUGUCUAAUCCAACUUUAUAUGGUGCCACUUCACAUAAUUCUUUAGUGUUUAGGUUUUUUAAAGUGUUUGUGAUAUUUUUGCUUAAAAAUGGAAUAAAAUUCAAUCAGUGAUUGUUGCACUGGCAUAGUGAAAUGUUGCUUUAUAUGACUCCAUGAUGGCAUAAUCAAUGUUAACAAUGUCUUUUUCAGGUGGUCUUUGAUUCAGGAGAUGACCGCAGAGAGAAAACAAUAAGGUUCACUUCUGACAAGGCAGCUAUGGAUAUAACAAGAAGCCUCAUUGCCACCAAUAUUGAACCCAAGACGCAAGAAAAAGAAGAGGUUUUACCUACAAAGGGAGAGAAGACAAUAAGGUUCACUGCUGAUGAUGCAGCUAUGGAUGUGACAAGGAGUCAUACUGUGAAUAUUGCUACCGACUCCAUCCAACAAUCUGACCAAGUUGCAGAUUUUUUACCUUGUGGAGAGAAGACAAUGAGGUUCUCUAGAAAUGAUGCAGCUAUGGAUAUAACAAGAAGCCUCACAGUCAACAUUGCCACCAACUUUGACCCAAAGGCACAGCAAAAGCCAGAUGUUUUGCCUACUUGUGGGGAGAAAACACUGAGGUUUUCUGCGAAUGAGACAGCUAUGGAUACGACAAGGAGCCACACUGUAAACAUUGCCACUAACUUUGAACCACAACCACAAGAAAUGGAGGCAUUUUUGCCUACUUGUGGAGAGAAGACAAUGAGGUUCACUGCAAAUGAUGCAGCCAUGGAUGUGACUAAAAGCCACACUUUCAACAUUGCCACCAACUUUCAACUACAGUCACACCAAAUGACGGAUGUUUUGCCUUCUUGUGGCGAGAAAACACUGAGGUUUUCUGCAAAUGAUGCAGCCAUGGAUGAAACCCAAUGUCUCACUGUAAAUAUAGCAAGCAGUUCAAAAUCAGAUUUAGCCAAAACAAAUCGGAAAUCCAACAUUUUAACCAUCCAGGAAAACAGUGAUUUUGCUUUAUUUGAAAAGAGGAGGGAGAAUGAGCCAAAUCAUCAGCGUAGAAGCAGAUCUUCUGUUGCUCACACCAAACUUAACAUCUUCCAAGAGCAACCCACACAGAGUAAUGAUACGGAUGUAUUAACAGCAGCUUUUGUCUCAGCUGACACAGAGAAACCGUCCAAUAAAACCAUGACAGAGGAAAAUAUUUUCAUGGAUAUCACUGAAGCUCAAACUGGCCAAAUCUCUAGUCAGACAUGCACAGAUGAACAACCUCGAGACAUUUCAUGCACUCAGGACAUGAGCCCCAGACAAACAGAAAUGACUUCACAGAACAACAAAGCACAGGGAUCAUCCAACCGUCAAGAUUCUCUCGACUCAAAUGACAGUGACACAUGGAAAGAACCUGAACCAAGACAUCAAACUCAGCCUUUAUCACAGGAAACAGAGAGUUCACCAGCUGCUGUUGAUCAUGAUGUUGACGCAGCACCUCCACGAAAGUCCAGACGGAUGAGUUUAGCUGAUCUACAUUCAAAAGUAAGACGUCUGAGCCAGCUGAUGAAUACAGCUCCUGAUGCUGCAACCAUAGAUAGCUGCAUAGCACCUUUGUCUGAACCAGAACACAACCUGAACAAAAGCCCAAAAGACAAAACAAAACCCCCACCUGAAAUGCAGUCUGAAGAUGAAACUACCCCGGCAAGCUCUGAUGAAAACCCACAAGCUCCAAGUUAUGAAGAGAAACCCUCUCCAACCAUCCCUACCACUCCUUUCAACCUGAAGACAACACAGCUUAUCUCAAGAGUCUCUUUCAGCGGCGUUAAAGCAAAACUCCCCCACAGAAUUAAACCUGGGGAACCAAAGAAGGGGAAUUCUGUUGGAGAGCACACAAGGACAAUGACUAGGGGUGUUACCAAUCAACUGAGCACUUUUGACGCUGACGUGAGCGAUAUUAAUGAUGAGGAGCUAGGCAGUUUCGAAGACAUGUCAGAAACCUUUGAUGCAAGGACCCCUCAGAAAACCACUCUAAACCUUGGUCCUUCUCUGAAAUUCAAUAUGGAGCCUUUCCAGGAUGAUGUGUUUGAACAAGACUUCAUUAGUGCUGUCAGUGGAAAGAAGAGGCCUUUGCCAGAAGAGGAGAAUGAUAUGGAGGAGGAUGAGAAGAGGAUAAAAGCCUCCACUGAGAUAGCUGGGGAUGUUGAAACAGUAGGUCAUAUUAAGAGUACUUAGAUCUAAAAAUUUUGUACAGAAUAUUUGAUUUUGUUUCAUGUUUUGUGUUUUACUCUUUUUUGUGUGUGUGUGUAUUUUCAUCUUUUUCCUCUUUCUCUUUUUCAUCAGGAAUUUCAGUGUCAUGUUGAUGCAGAUGUUGCGGUAGAAUGUGAAGGUAACGUCACAGCAGCCCCAAGCACAGAUUUCUCCAACAUUAGUCACACAGCCAGCAGGUGUGAAGUUACAUCCGAAUCAAGUCAGUGGUAUUUCUGUUACGUAGUAAUAGUAAACUGUUUUGAUAUGUUUUCUCAUAUUGUUGAGCUUCCCUUAAUUUUGGACAGUUAAUAACUUGUUACUUUUUUGUUUUUAGCUUUUAAGCAUAGCCUGUUUGAAUCGCAGCUUGAAGAAUAUGCCAAUGAUGUACAGAAGGUAUAGUGUUUAUGUAUUUCAUAAGAAUAUCUUUAACUGAAAUCAAACUUUCGUUAAUGCAGUUCAUUCAUUCUUCUUCAAUGUUUCGGCUACAGAAGUUUGAUGAUGGCACCGUCACAGUGUUGGAGUUCUUUAAAAUCUUCAGCAUAGACUUUGUCAUCCAUAAUCCUCGACAAAGUGUCUUCUGUGCCAGGGUGAGUUUAUCUUUAUUUACCAAUUAAUAAAAUAUCAAUUAAAAGAAACUCAAAACUGUUUUAAUUGUAUUCUUUUGUGUAUGCCCAUUUGUUUGUUCCUUUGUUUGUUUGUUUCAGCAGCUUUUGUCAGACAGUGAUCGCACACCAAUGGAUGUAAUGAAAGACAGGCACAUCAUCUGUCCCAAACAAACUGUGUAUAAAUCAGAUGUCCUUAACCUCACAGAGAAAGUAGAGGGGUAUGUACACUGAACAAUCUAUUCUGCUUAAAUGACCAAGAAUUUGGAUUGAUUAACAUGUAGUUUGUCGAUGUUUGUUUGGGACGUAAACAGGGUCUGAUUUGUUUUAAAGAUACGGGGAGGAACUUUCGGUUUGUCAACUUUGGCGCCCCCAAUGUGGACAAUGCAGCCUUUGUUUAUCUUGUCCUAUAUAUGCUUAAGUUGCAUUCUCGGGCAAACGCUCUCAUCAUUCUUGCUUUUGACAGUCAAAGGGAAUAUGUAUUGUGAAUAUUUGACAUGAAAAAUAUCAGGGCUGUUUCUCCAGCUCCUUGCCUUAUACCUACCCCCCCCCUCCCCCCCCACAGCUGUGUCAAAAAUUCCUUAAAGGUGCUUUAAUUGAAAUGUAGCGCUCAUGUUCUCAGAGAUUGAAAAUAAAGUCUGUGUGAUUUUUCUAAGUAAUCUUUGUUUGACAGCUUAGUUGUUGGCAAAGCAGCACAGUUUGUUAAUCAAUGCUCUAGAAGUGAGGUAUUAAAACCAUCCCUAGUUUUUGAGUCUUCUUAAUAUGAAGAUGUCACAUUGUUUGUCCUCUCCUCAGGUUGAAGGCACGAAUGCGGGACCUGGACAAGCCUUUAAGGAUUGUUAAUAGAGCUCUUUGGGAGGAAAUGAGAAAUUCGUCAGAGAAGGAGGUACUAAGAAAAACUUUAUUUGGAAAAACAGCUUUUGCAAUUUUUUGUGCCAUAACGGCUGUGAAGACAUGAUAUGCCAAGACAGUCAGGUGGAAAAAGGUAAAUAUCAGAUGCGGUCCUAACUCUGUUUUAUUUCAUUUACAGCUCAAAUCUUUUGGUGCAAAACUCAAAGAGAGAAACAGCUUGUUCAGAAAGACGAGCAAAGCUCAAUCACAUGAAAUGAAGGAGGUCCUGUACUUAAAUCUUGUGCAGGCUAACCUGGUAAGAGCUUUCUCACAGAAAUACAGAGACAUCAUGACAACUUUCUUUGAAAACUUUUGAAGGCACAUAAUUAAUAUUUCUUUUUCAGGAUGAGCAACAGAAGUUGAUAGGGAGGAUUGAGGAGGCGGACCAGAUGAUAAAAAGUCUUGAUGACUGCAUUCAUGAAUUAGAAACGGGUACAGACCAGUAAUGCUGCCUCUAGAAGGAGUCUGUGUCUUUGUGGUUCUGAAAACUGUAAAGCGUGUUGUUUUCUUUUGUUUAGAACUUGCUGCAGUUGAAGAAAAGGACUCAGAGGACACACCGAGUCUGAAAUCAAGCCUGCAAGGUCAGCUGUGGAAGCAGUUUAGAAUUACAUUUCCCUUUUUUAAUGUGCUAAAAAUGAAUAUUUCUAAACAAUUAGUGUUGGUUUUCUUUAUUUAGAGCUGCAGAGAGUGACUGAAGCUCUGGCAGAUGCUGACAGGUAGGUGAAGUUCAUUAAUAUAGAGACCAACAGAACAGACUCUUUUCCCAUAUAGGUUUUAUUCAUGCAGACCCUCUUUUUCUUGUGUGUUUUUUUUUCACAGACAAUUAUCUGAGCUGGAGAUGCAGAAAACAAAGAAUUCAAAUAAAGUCACCAAGCUGAAGGUUGAGACAAAGAACCUGGAGAGCCGUGCUGCAAUGCUAAACAUGUCCGUGUCUAACUUUUCAUGUUUUCACUUCUUUAUUGUUGCUUUUGAACCUCAUUAGGGCCUCGUUUACAAAAGGCUCACAUGAGUUAAAAUAUUCUGUUUACAUAGUUAGUCUUUGAAUGUUUGCAGUUCAGCAUUGGCGUAGUUUUGUGAUUUAACAGCCUUUGCCUACCAUUGUGUUGAAGCUCAUGUACAUUUCUCACUCCAGGGUAAAUGAAUGGAGAGUUGGAGAGAGGAGGGACGACUUCACAGUCUACACUUUUCUCCAUGAGACCCUCCACCUACAGCUGGAGUUUGACAAAUCCAAUGGUAAGACUUUAAAGGCUGGGAAUGAGUUGUUUUUAAAAAAUCUCAAAAACAACAUAAAAUCAGUUUUUCCACUAACAGCCCUUCACUGUUUCCUAAGUGACUUCUUUUUUUGAAGAAAAAAAAAAAGCUGACUUGGAACAUGAUUGAUUUUAGCCCCAGUAACAUCAAUAAAUGCUCUGCAGUCAGAAACAAAUACCGCUCUGACUUUGCACAGAGUUGCAGUCCAUUAGUUAAAGCUUAUAGAGUGAAAUGUAUUUGCCUCAUUUUUUUAUUCAGUUAACACCAAAGCUCAAAUGCCUAUUUAAAAAAUAUAUAUUUCUAAAAACAGUGUAUGUCUACUUCCUUUUUUUGUUGUUGUUUCUAAAGAAAAUGAUGCUGGAAAUCAGUCUGAGAGGAAGAUAUCUCACAUCUCCUUCAAACUUCAGCUUGAUGGUAAGAAAACACAAGAAAGAACAUGUAGUGGCUGUUUUAAGCUUUGGUUAAACAGAAUUCUGUAUUUGAUUUGUUAAUAUAUUAUUUAUAAUAUAUAUAGAUAAAUAUUAUAGUAUUUUUGUUUGGGUUUGAAGUGGUUUUUUCUACUUAAGUAUCUGUGAACAACAUAUUUUAAGUAACAAUAGUGUAUUGUAAAACAUUGUCUAAACAUUUUACCUUAGUCAAAGACAUAUAUCAUACCAGCCUAUAUCAUACUAAUAAGAAAUAACAAUUCUAAACUGGAAUAAAUACUUUGUUAAAUAUUUGUAGUCCAUGGUCCAUCCCCAAAACAUACAUAUUCCAGGACUCCUUCAGACUGUCACUUUCUUGGAUAACUGAUGGAAAAUAUUGAACUUUUUUAAAAAUGCACAAGGCUAAAAACUUUUACAAGUGGGCUUAUUGAAAGAUUUUGAGCUGAAGAGACAUUAGCUCUACCUGUCAAUUUUAAAAACUGCUGCUGCACAUGUUGUUUUCACAUCCAGAUGAGAAGUCUCAGGACCAUGCCAGCCUGGUUCACAAACUGCUGUCCCAGUACAUCCAUGGACAAACUUCCUUGGUGGAGAAAUAUCCGACAAGCAGACACAUUCCAAAGGUUGGUGUGGAUGGGUUUUUAUUUCAGUGAUGGGCAUACAGCAUAGACUGUAUAAAGAAUGGACAGCGUCUGCCUCCUCGUUGGGUGAAGCCACCCCGAGAAGAGCACUCUCUGUUGGCGGGCUGCAUUAUAGGUCAUAAAUCCCACCUCUGCAGGAAAUCAAAGCUUAGCUUAUGGGGCUGUGGACAAACUUUAGAAAUUUAUUACACAGCUAAAGCUGCGUCAUAGUUGUGCGGUAACCUCUUGUUCAGGGGUUACCCGCACAGCUAUAAACUUUUUCUUGAGCUAGACUCAACUACCAUAGCAGGAUUAUGAAAUCCAGUGAAGUGAGGAGAAGUAACACAGUCACACAGAAAUGGCUCAUUGUGGGCAUCAUGUUUGUGUCACCUGUUGCCUGUAGUUGCUUCAUGACGUUGGCUUGGUUGUGAGUCGCUGUCGUCUGCUGGGAGAGGAACUGCGUCUGCUCAAAACAUGGGGGGCUCUGAAGCUUGAUAUUCUCAGCAUCAGCUGUGUGGAUACUCAGUAAGUACUCCACCCUUAAGAAGUUAUAAGACAUGAAUAAUAUGUAAUACUUUGCCUGGUGUAAAUUUUUGUGAAUUAUUUGGCUUUUCUGAUGCAAAUGUAACUUAUUUUUGUUUUUUCCAGGGUACACAUUGUCUUCAGCAGCCUCAAAAAAUUCACCAAGUUUGAGGUAAUCUUCUCUACCAGUUUGAGCAACCAACUGUACGUCCUUCAAGUGCAAAGCUUUAGGAACAUGAUCGGGAGCACAACGUGAGUUUCUCUUUCACUUUUUCGGUAAACAAUGCUACAACGAUACCAUAGUCCUUCAGGGUUCGAGAUGACCUUAAGAACCAUAACAUUUGAUAUUUUCUUGUCAUUUGCAGACUUGAACAGAUUGAAGAGUUGGUGGCAUCAAUCAGUCCAACCAAGAACCUCUUGACAAAGAUAAUAAAAAAGAUCCAUGAAAAUUUGCUCUGCUGAGGCAAGAUAUGUACCUAGUUUGAAUUUUUGUAUCCAGUUAUUGUAAAUAAAUUCUUUUGUACAAUAUUUCUGUUAAAAUUAAAUCUAUUGGCUGUCUCAUCUUGAAAUGAAAAAUAAUCUUGUGUUCUCCGCCUGAGUAUGUUUAUAUUUUUUUGUUGUUUAUAUGUUCACAUGAUGGAACUGUGACCGAUUCAAUAAAAUGUAGUAAAACA
Molecule: messenger RNA, 14775 nt
Organism: Xyrichtys novacula (pearly razorfish)
Lineage: Eukaryota; Metazoa; Chordata; Actinopteri; Labriformes; Labridae
Source: the annotation of a GenBank genome assembly